CCGAGAAGACGUGACGUUGAGUCAAAUUCGGGUUUACGUGUUUAGUGCAUUAAACAGUAACUAAAGUUCUGUGCUGGCUCCUCCUCUGCUCUUCACGCUUGUGAACCUCGUUGAUCGGACUGGACGUCUCUCUUCAUGCGGACAAAAUGGGGAAGUGUUGGUUGGAGCAGAUGUCUCUGUGGUCACGGCCCUUUACCACAGUUACACAUACAGUAUGAUGUGAUAGAAAACACACAUUGGACAACAUGAGGCCUGCAUAUAAUAAAAAGGGAGUUACACAAAUGUUAGUUCAUGAAUUUGGGAUUGUUUAACUGAUGUUUCUGAAAUAAAUCUUUUUCAUAACUUCUAGUAGUCACUGCACUUUUCUCUAAACGUCCUCAUGGAUGCAUUUUUUCACGCACGUUUCCAGUCGAGAGCACCUCUUCAUUUUCACUACCUCUUUUCCUCCGGCUUCUACUUCCUCUCUUCAUGCUCUUUAAAUUCUCUCUUCACGCCCUUCUCUUCACGCCCUUAAAAGUAUUCCUUCUCUCGUCUUUUCUCAGUUUUCUAAUCAGGAAUCAUCGGGAUGGGCCAGCCGACCGACCUUCACCUCGCCCUCCUGCUCCUCUUCCUUGCACUGUGCUGGGGUCAGAGGUCAAACCCAGAUGUCAGGAGGCCGUCCUGCGAUCGCUGUGACCGGCGGCUCGUCUGCAACUGCUCCUACGGCGGAUGGACUUGCGUUCCCAUGGUAACGGACCGGGCGCUGACACUCGACCUCUCCUUCAACUACAUCGCCGCGGUAACGGGCGACGAUCUGACAGGACAUGGGGUGCUGGGGUCCCUCAGUCUCCAUGGUAACAAGCUGGCCGCCAUCCACCCGUCAGCAUUUGACGCCCUGUGGAGCCUGGAGGAGCUCGAUCUGUCCGACAACCAGCUGACCGCCCUCAACCGCAGGUGGUUCAUCAAGCUGGGGGCUCUGCGGGAGCUCAACCUGCUGCACAACCCAUACAGCUGCCUGGGUUCUCACGCGUUUCAGACGCUGGUCCAGCUGAGGAGGCUGAGGUUUGGAGGUCCUGCUCUGGAGGAGCUGAAGAGAGGAGACUUGUCUGGAGUCGCUGGGUUGGAGGAGCUCACGGUGCACGCCAACAACCUGACCAGGUAUGAAACCGGUGCUCUGGGGUACGUUUGGCCCCUGGAUCGCGUCACUUUGAGCCUCCGCGGCCCAUUUUUACAGAACACAGCCUUGGCCUCGGCUGUGCUCGGGGACGUGUCUUACCCUGAGACGCAGCUCGUUCUGGAGGACCUCCAUGUGAUGAGGAAUCAGUCUGUUCAGCCCUUCAGAGAGACAGCCAGCAGGAGAGUCAGGAAAAUCACCUUCCGCAACUUUUCUGUGUCUGACGAGGCCAUCGUUGAUCUUCUCAUGGUGAUGAAUGGAGCGCCGCUCACCUCGUUGUUCAUGGACGCCAUCACACUGAUGGGCGAGGGCAGGUGGGAGCGAGCCAAAUGGACCGACCAUAAAAGCAUCGACGAGUUCUACAUACGUAACGCCGUGGUGCUGAAGGUCUUUCAUUUUGCCUCCUUUCUGGAGCUGUCUUUUCUGCUGCAAUACCCCAGUAAAGUGUCCGUCAUAAACAGUCAGGUGUUCGUGAUGCCCUGUAUCACGUCCCGCCUGCUGGUGAACCUCCAGUACCUCGACCUGUCCGACAACCUGCUGACUGACCUGACGAUGACUGAGACGCUGUGCAACGGAGAUGGCAGCCUGAAGGGCCUCCGAGUUUUAAACUUCAGCGGAAACGCUCUCAAGUCUUUGUCCACGAUGAGCCAGCAGGUAGCCAAGCUUUCCAAACUGACCCAUCUGGACAUCAGCAGGAACGGAUACAGCUCCAUGCCCAUGGGCUGCCCCUGGCCCUCCACCCUGCGAUACCUCAACAUCUCCAGGGCCAAACUCACCACCAUCACCCCGUGUCUACCCAUAACACUGGAGGUCUUGGAUCUGAGCAACAAUGAUAUCAAUGGCUUCAACCUGUUCCUUCCCGCCCUGAGAGAGCUCCACCUCUCUGGGAACAAGUUACUGAGGCUUCCCUCUGGAAGCCUGUUCCCCAAUCUGCAAACACUGAGCAUACAGUCGAACACCCUGAACACUUUCAGCCCCUCGGACAUCCGGGCGUUCGGGCGGCUCCAGGACCUCCGAGCGGGUCGGAACAAAUUCGUCUGUUCCUGUGAUUUUGUCAACUUCCUCCGGUCGGCCCUCCAAGGGGUUGGAGACGUGCGUCUGACCGAUGGAGAGGAGAGCUACGUCUGCGACUCUCCCCUCCACCUUCAGGGGGAACCGGUGGGUGGAGUCCGACUCUCUGUGGUCGUGUGCCACCGGGUUUUGUUCGUGUCCCUGAGCUGCGGGGCGGCACUGUUUGUGGGCAUGCUGGCGUGUGUCCUGCUGUGGCGCCUGCAUGCGUUCUGGUACCUCAAGAUGAUGUGGUCGUGGCUGAGGGCCAAGCGAAGCUCCCAGCGGCGGCGGCGCAGAGAUGGAGAAGAGUCGGAGCCGUUGCUGUCCUACGACGCCUUCGUGUCCUACAGCGAGAGAGACGCCGGCUGGGUGGAGAACUUCUUGGUACCUGAGCUGGAGGAGCCAAGCUUCUCCAGGGAGAACGAUGAAGACGCUACGACCCACAGGGCCCCCCGACCUCUGACCCUUUGCCUCCACAAGCGGGACUUCCUUCCUGGACACUGGAUCGUGGACAACAUCAUGAGCGCCAUGGAGCGCAGCCGUCGCACCGUCUUCAUCCUCUCGGAGAAUUUCGUCCUGUCGGACUGGUGCCGCUACGAGCUGGACUUCUCGCACUUCAAGCUGUUCGACGGCAGCGCCGGCGGAGAGGCGGCCAUCUUGGUCCUGCUGGAGCCGCUGUCCAAGGAGGACGUCCCCAAACGCUUCUGCAAACUGCGCAAACUCAUGAGCUCCAACACCUACCUGGAGUGGCCUCAGGAGGAGGAGGGGAGGGGCGAGUUCUGGAGGAGACUCCGUUGUGCUUUGGGAGGAGAAGACUGAGGGGAAGACCAUCUGCUUCAAUUGGAUCAUUCUGGUCUCCUCGUGUUUUAAUCAACUCAACUUUGUUCAAAUAACAAGAUACGGGAUACAUUCUUAUAAUUAAUAAAAUCCUUUCAAACUUAUAAUGCAUUUAAUGUGUAACCUUAAAGAUUGAGAUAAACCCGCUGUUGUGUAUAUUGCACAACAAUUAACCUUUUUUGUGAUGAUCUAAAUCAGUAAACGGUUACUUACAAUAAGUUUAUAAUUUAUAAUAUUUUCUAUUUGCAUUGAAAGUUAA
Pungitius pungitius (ninespine stickleback) is the source of this 3299-nucleotide messenger RNA. RefSeq names its product toll-like receptor 2 (gene tlr2). The transcript has 12 exons. Gene Ontology annotation, molecular function: protein binding; transmembrane signaling receptor activity; triacyl lipopeptide binding. Gene Ontology annotation, biological process: immune response; inflammatory response; toll-like receptor signaling pathway. Bases 566 to 3022 code for a protein of 818 amino acids. Gene Ontology annotation, cellular component: plasma membrane. NCBI's taxonomy places the organism in Eukaryota, Metazoa, Chordata, Actinopteri, Perciformes, Gasterosteidae. The record is from RefSeq and is a predicted model, not a curated record.